This is a messenger RNA of Tripterygium wilfordii, 3298 nucleotides long. Its product is annotated as protein FAR-RED ELONGATED HYPOCOTYL 3. NCBI's taxonomy places the organism in Eukaryota, Viridiplantae, Streptophyta, Magnoliopsida, Celastrales, Celastraceae. Bases 313 to 2856 code for a protein of 847 amino acids. Gene Ontology annotation, biological process: regulation of DNA-templated transcription. The transcript is spliced from 8 exons. The record is from RefSeq and is a predicted model, not a curated record. Gene Ontology annotation, molecular function: zinc ion binding.
AUUUAACCAAAAUAGGGAAAUCAACGCGCAGAGCGAGAGAAGUUAGGGCACAGAAAAAGCGAGUGAGAAUCUCGAGUGGAAUUCGCCAUGGAAAUUCCAUAGGAGCGAGUGAGAGAGACACACACAGGCACAGCGAGUCUGCGAGUGCAAUCCAAACCCUAGCAUCCCCAAAUUCUCAAAUUCCCCGAACCGGAUUUCCCCCACUCGCUUAUUCACACUCGCCUUUCGUUGCAGAUCUCGUACAGACGCUAACACAUUCACACAACUUGAGGUGCCUUCGCAAAAACAAUUGUUUGUAAGUGGCAUUUUGAUAUGGAUAUAGACCUUAGGUUGCCUUCUGGUGAACAUGAUAAGCAAGAGGAAGAGCCAAAUGGAAUUGAUAACUUGUUGGAUGGUGAAGAAAAGCUCCGCAAUGGAGAAGUUGUAGCUGGAAAUAUUGUCAAUGUUGGAGAUGUGGUACAUACUGAAGUUGCUGGGGAUAUGAACUCUCCUACUGCAAUUAUUGACUAUAAAGAGGACACCAACCUUGAGCCUCUUUCCGGUAUGGAGUUUGAGUCACAUGGGGAGGCUUAUUCUUUUUAUCAAGAAUAUGCUAGGUCUAUGGGAUUCAAUACUGCAAUACAGAACAGUCGGCGAUCAAAAACGUCCAGAGAAUUUAUUGAUGCUAAGUUUGCUUGUUCCAGGUAUGGUACUAAGCGAGAGUAUGACAAGUCCUAUAACCGGCCACGUGCUAGACAAGUCAAACAAGACCCUGAGAAUUCAACUGGUCGACGAGCAUGUGCAAAGACAGACUGCAAAGCAAGCAUGCAUGUAAAGAGAAGGCCAGAUGGGAAAUGGGUUAUUCAUAGUUUUGUGAAGGAGCAUAACCAUGAGCUUCUACCUGCACAAGCUGUCAGUGAACAAACAAGAAGGAUGUAUGCUGCAAUGGCUAGACAAUUUGCUGAAUAUAAAACUGUUGUAGGUCUCAAAAAUGACCCCAAAAGUCCAUAUGAUAAAGGUCGAAACUUGGCACUAGAAGCAGGAGAUAUUAAGUGUGUGGUUGAGUUUUGUUCACAGAUGCAGAAUAUCAAUUCAAACUUCUUUUAUGCUGUAGAUGUAAGUGAAGAUCAACGUUUGAAGAAUUUGUUCUGGGUUGAUGCCAAAAGUAGGCAAGACUACUCAAACUUCUGUGAUGUUGUCUCUUUUGAUACCACAUAUGUUCGAAACAAAUACAAAAUGCCUCUUGCUCUUUUUGUUGGAGUUAACCAACACUAUCAAUUCAUGUUGCUUGGAUGUGCGUUGGUGUCAGAUGAAAGUACAACUACAUUUUCGUGGCUGAUGCAGACUUGGCUGAAAGCCAUGCAUGGACAGGCUCCAAAAGUCAUUAUCACCAACCAAGAAAAGGCCAUUAAAUCCGCUGUUUCCGAGGUCUUUCCAAAUGUUCGUCAUUGCUUUUGUUUGUGGGAUAUAAUGGGGAAGGUUUCUGAAAAUCUUGGUCACGUGAUGAAGCAGCAUGAAAAUUUUAUGGCUAAAUUUAAAAAAUGUGUCUUCAGGUCAUGGACUGAUGGUGAGUUUGAAAAAAGGUGGUGCAAAAUUCAUGAAAAAUUUGAGCUUGGGGAGGAUGAGUGGUUGCAGUCAUUAUAUGAAGACCGUAGGCUAUGGGUACCAACCUACAUGAGUGAUGCUUUUUUGGCUGGGAUGUCUACAGUCCAGCGAUCUGAUAGUGUGAAUUCCUUCUUUGACAAAUAUGUGCAUAAGAAGACCACAGUGCAAGAGUUUACUAAACAAUACGAGGCAAUUCUACAAGAUAGGUAUGAAGAUGAAGCCAAAGCAGAUUCCGAUACAUGGAACAAGCAGCCUGCCCUAAAGUCUCCAUCCCCUUUGGAGAAGAAUGUGUCGGGCAUAUAUACACAUUCUGUGUUCAGGAAAAUCCAAGUUGAGGUUUUGGGUGCAGUUGCCUGCCAUCCUAAAAUGGAGAGGCAAGAUGAUGCUAGCAGCACUUUCAGAGUUCAAGAUUUAGAAAAAAAUCAGGACUUUGUCGUAUUGUGUAAUGAAAUGAAGCAAGAAGUUUCCUGUGUUUGCCGUUUAUAUGAAUUUAAAGGUUAUCUCUGUAGACAUGCACUGCUUGUGCUUCAAAUAUGCCGCCUUUCUGCCAUCCCAUCUCACUACAUUUUGAAACGGUGGACGAAAGAUGCAAAAAACAGGCACCUUUUUGGAGGAGAAUCUGAUCAGUUACAAUCUAGGGUACAACGGUACAAUGAUUUAUGCCAACAGGCCAUGAAGCUGAGUGAAGAAGGAUCGAUGUCUCAAGAGAGUUACAUUGUCGCCUUCCGUGCACUGGAAGAAGCCUUUGGAAAUUGUAUUAGUGUAAAUAACUCUACUAGUAGCCUGUCAGAAGCGGGCACUUCAGCUAGUCAUGGUCUUCUCUGCAUUGAAGAAGAUAACCAAAAUAGAAGCAUAAGCAAAACGAAUAAGAAAAAGAAUCCAACAAAGAAAAGAAAGGUGAACUCAGAGCAAGAGGUUAUGACUGUCGGGGCACAGGACAGCUUACAACAAUUGGACAAAGUUGGCUCAAGAGCUGUGGCCCUAGAUGGCUAUUAUGGCGCACAACAGACUGUGCCAGGAAUGGUGCAACUUAAUUUGAUGGCACCAACACGCGACAGUUAUUAUGGGAAUCAUCAGGCCACCAUCCAGGGGCUGGGACAGUUAAACUCAAUUGCUCCUAGCCAUGAUGGUUAUUAUGGUGCUCAGCAAACCAUGCAUGGGCUGGGACAGAUGGAUUUCUUUCGCACUGCGACUGGUUUCACUUAUGGAAUUCGGGAUGACCCGAAUGUAAGGGCAGCACAACUGCAUGAUGAUGCUGCUAGGCAUGCGUGAAGAGCCCCUGGUAAAGGUAGUUGCCAUUUGAGACUGAGUUAUCUUGAAUCCCAUGACUAUUGGAAGUAUCGAUUGUCGGUGAGGUGUAUACCUCCUUUAUAAUACUGGUUAGGAAAGGGGUUACUGAAUCUGAUAUGUCUGUUUAAAGUUUGUAAGGCGUUAUUCAUGAAUUAAAUUAAAUGGAAUUACCUCUUCCAUGUUUGUAAAAUAAGAUAAUAUAUGUUGUUUUUAUCUUCAUCCUGGGGGAGAUCUAGUUGAAGGUCGGAACAAGGCUUAGUUUAUCCUUUAAAGGCUUGUUGUAAACUGUAUUACAUUGUUUUAGCCUCUAGCGAUGUUCGACCUUUCAGUAGGUCGACAGACAGCUGAAAAGUCUACUUCUUAGAUUCUUCGUCCUUUGAUAUAAUUCUUCAGUUCAGAACUUCAGAUAAUAUUCUUUUGAAAA